Cuscuta campestris is the source of this 2632-nucleotide messenger RNA. The record is from the annotation of a GenBank genome assembly. NCBI's taxonomy places the organism in Eukaryota, Viridiplantae, Streptophyta, Magnoliopsida, Solanales, Convolvulaceae.
AAUCAGCAAGUCCCAGCAAAUAUUCUUAACACGCUUCUUCUUCUCUCUCUCUUUCUUGAUCUUUCUGGCUUUGGAAUUCAAUUCUUGGCUGCAAUUGAAAUCUGGGGUUUUCUGUUCUUGGUUGAAAAUCUAAUCUUUUCUGCUCAGAUUUGUUGGGUUUUUCUUUAAAUCGAAGAAGAAGCAGCCAUGCCUACUCUUGUUGGUUAUAGUGGUAAAGAAAAUCACAUAUCACUUGGUUGUGUGGAUGUGUACUACCCUCCUAGAAAGCGGGCAAGAAUUGCCUUCCCAAAUCCUGUUGAUGAAGAGAAGGAGAAGAACAAGCCUUCCAUUGAGAUUCUUCCAGAUGAAUGUUUGUUUGAGAUAUUUAGAAGACUGCCCGGAGCAUGUGAAAGGAGUGUCUCUUCUUGUGUUUCCAAACGCUGGCUUGCGCUCUUAAGUGGUGCUUGGUGUAACGAAGAUGUGGAAGGACAGUGCGAAGGGUACCUUACAAGGUCUCUUGAAGGGAACAAAGCCACCGAUAUUGGACUUGCGGCCAUUGUGGUAGGGACCUCAAGCCGUGGGGGGCUCGGGAAGCUUUAUAUCAGGGGGACCCGUGGAGUUACCGAUGUGGGUUUAUCGACGAUCGCUCUUGGCUGCCCUUCCCUAAGGGUACUGUCCCUUUGGAAUGUCCCUUCAAUUGGGGAUGAAGGCCUUUCCACGAUUGCAAAGGGAUGUCAGUCAUUGGAGAAGCUAGAUUUAAGCCAUUGUCCUUCAAUUUCCAAUAAAGGGCUUAUCGCCAUUGCAGAAAAUUGCCCUAAUCUGUCCUCAUUGACUAUAGAAUCAUGCCCUUAUAUCGGGAACAAUGGGCUUCGGGCUAUCGGAAAUCGGUGCACUAAGUUACGGUCCGUCACUGUGAAGGACUGCCCGGGAAUUUCGGAUGAGGGUGUUUCUGGUCUUCUAUCAUCUGCUUCCACUGUCUCGAAAGUGACACUACACGGUUUAAGCGUAACGGAUUUCUCGCUUGCCGUUAUCGGACAUUAUGGGAAGGGAAUCACCCGGCUCGACCUCGGGGUGCUUCAUAACGUGACCCAAAAGGGGUUUUGGGUAAUGGGUAACGCCCGCGGUUUGCACAGUUUGGCUUCUUUGACCGUCUCUUCGUGCCGUGGGAUAACGGAUGUGAGUCUUGAGGCAUUGGGAAAAGGCUGUUUGGAUCUAAAGCAUAUCUGUCUUCGCAAGUGCUUCUUCGUGUCGGAUUUCGGGUUGGUGGCGUUCACAAGAGCGAAUGAAUCUCUUGAAAGUUUGAAGCUGGAGGAGUGUAACCGGAUCACCCGAACCGGUUUUCUCAACGCGGUUUCCAAUUGCAGAAAACUGAAGUCCAUUUCAGUGUCCAAGUGCUACGGUGUCAACGAUAUCGAUCCCGAAACACCCUUUCUGUCUCCAUGUGGGUCCCUUAGGUCUCUUGAUCUCGGGGGGCUUAACGGUAUAACAGAUUCAGGUCUUAUCCCUCUUCUGAAGAGCUGUGAGUCGGGACUGGUCAAGGUGAAUCUCAGUAACUGCCCGAACCUGACCGACGAAGCCGUUAUGGAACUUGCCCGGUUGCAUGGGCAGACACUCGAGGUUUUGAAUCUCGAAGGCUGCCCGAAGAUCACGGACGUGAGUUUGGAGGCGAUUGCCAGAAACUGUGUUUCGCUCAACGAUCUCGACGUUUCAAAGUGUUCGGUGACGGAUUAUGGCGUAGCUGCGUUGUCGCGCGGCAGCGUGCAGAGGAAUCUGCAGAUUCUUUCCUUGUCAGGCUGCGUCAUGGUCACCGAGAAGAGCAUUCCGUUUCUUGAAAUGCUAGGGAAGAGUCUGAUCGGUUUAAAUCUCCAGCAUUGUAACUCUAUGUGUAGCCGCGCGGUUCAACUCCUAGUGGAGAACUUAUGGCGGUGUGAUAUUCUUUUGUGAAAACUUGUUGGAUGAAGAUGGCGUUCGGUUAGAAACUGGGCCCCAAUCCACCAUCUUUGGGGGUUGGGGUGGGGGGUCUGGAGUACGGGGCAUCAGAAUGAAUCGAACUACGAUGGUUAGGGAUGGUACACUUGGGUGAUUUUGAUGGGUUUACCCCUUUUGAUUUUGGGGCGAAGAUGGUUUAGUGGAUUGGCGGUUUUCAGGGAGGAUGUGGCUGUUUUCCGGCGAUUUUUUUGCAGGCUUUCUGUAAAGGUCUGUUGCAGUCCUUCCCAAAAACAUAGGCCAUAUCCCAAACCUACAUUUUCACUCAUGACACCAUUAGAGAGAAUUGUGCACCCAUGGUGGGACUGUAGAAUGACCCCUUCACUCAUAAGUUGUCUGAAUGCCAACAUGUUCCGGACCAACUCUUGGCUCGGAGACGCUUCAAUGUUCUCUAACCACACAUGAUAAUGAUGAUGAUGACGGAUCAGCCUGCGGGCCCCACAGAUAGAAUCGGAGCGUGGUGGGUUAGGUCCCAUCUGGUGGCUUGCCGGUGGCCACAGACAAGUUUCGGAGGUUGUGUUUUUUUUUUUGAAAUUUUGGUUUAGAGGAUUGGUGGUUAAGAGAUGUAUUAGGUCAUGUUUUGGUUUUUGUACCUUUGCUUGUUAACUACAGUGUAUAUAAUAUGUGUAACCAGUUUUGGUGCAUACAAUGAAAGAAGUUUUCAGCU